Plutella xylostella (diamondback moth) is the source of this 5302-nucleotide messenger RNA. NCBI's taxonomy places the organism in Eukaryota, Metazoa, Arthropoda, Insecta, Lepidoptera, Plutellidae. The record is from RefSeq and is a predicted model, not a curated record.
AAAUGUCAAACAACAAGUUUUUGACUUUAUUUCAUGUUUUUGUGAAAUGGCGUGUGAAUGAAUAAAUAGUAAGGUCGCUGUUAAUUUAAAGUAUAUCGCCUAUGAAAGACUUUUAUAAUGUAAGAUGAGAACCGAUGAAAUCAUUUUCCAUACAUAAAAUACGUGGUGCAUCAUGUGUGAAGUGUUUACGGAAAGAGAAAGUGUCGUGUGAAAUCGAAGUAUUGCCUUCAAUGAUGUGGAAGAGGUCGAUUGUGCAAGGCGCAGCGGGCGCGGCGCUGGCGCUGCUGUGGCUCGCGAGCCACGUGGGCCCGGCGCGGGGCGCGGACCUGGUGAUCGAGAUCCCGGGCGCGGGCGCGGGCGGCGGCGCGGAGGGCGGGCGCUACCGCCUGGACUACCGCCCGCCGCGCGGGGAGCCGCGGCCCAACUUCACCGUGCCCGCGCGCGCCUCCACCAUCAACUUCCAGGGGCUGCCCGGCACCAAGUACCACUUCAUGCUCUACUACUCCAACGACUCCUUCACUGACCUGCUCACCUGGAACCAGACCAUCAUCACAGCGCCCGAGCCGCCCACCAACCUGACGGUGUCGCUGGGCCGCAACAAGCAGGCCACCAUCUCGUGGGCGCCGCCCAGCCACGGCGACUACACUGGAUUCCGCUUCAAGGUGAUCCCGCUGACGGGCGGCGCGGCGGGCGGGGGCGGCGCGGGGGGCGGGGAGGCGGCGCGCAACAUCACGGCGGAGGGCGGCGACACCACGCACACGCUGCGCGAGCUGGCGCCGGGCGGCACCUACCAGCUGCACGCCUUCACGCUGCUGCACGACAAGGAGUCCGCCGCCUACGCCUCCAGGAACUUCACCACCAAGCCCAACACGCCCGGCAAGUUCAUCGUGUGGUUCCGCAACGAGACCACGCUGCUGGUGCUGUGGCAGCCGCCCUACCCGCCCGGACAGUACACGCACUACAAGGUGUCGAUAGUCCCGCCGGACGCGCGUGACUCGGAGCUGUACGUGGAGAAGGAGGGCGAGCCGCCCGGGCCCGCGCAGGCCGCCUUCAAGGGGCUGGUGCCCGGCCGCGCCUACAACAUCUCCGUGCAGACGGUGUCUGAGCCGGAGAUCUCGGCGCCCACGACGGCGCAGUACCGCACGGUGCCGCUGCGGCCCGCCAACGUGACCGUGGCCGCCCUGCACGAGACCUCCUUCAGCGUGAGCUGGGCGCCGCCCGCCGAGCCCAGUGAGUUCGAGAAGUACCAAGUGUCGCUGUCGGGCGGCGCGGGGGGCGCGGGGGGCGCGCGGCGGGCGGCGCCGCUGCUGCGCGGGCGCGAGGAGCCGCCGCACGCGCGGUUCGACUCGCUGGAGCCGGGCGCCCACUACACCGUGGCCGUCAAGACCAUGAGCGGGAAGGUCACCAGCUGGCCGCAGGCCGUCGACUUGACGCUUAAGCCGCUGCCGGUGCUGAACCUGCAGUGGUCGUGGUCUGGUGCGGGCGCGGCGCUGUCCUGGGCCCCCGCGCCCGGCUCCACGCAGGACUCGUACCGCGUGUCGUACCACGAGGUGGGGCCGGCGCGCGACGACGCCAACUCGCUGCUGGCGCCCGCGCCCAGCACCACGCUCGCGGCGCUGCUGCCCGGCCGGAACUACUCCGUGCAGGUGUCUGCCGUGUCCCGCUCCUCGGCGUCCAACGAGUCGGUGGUGCACGUGCUGACGCCGCCGCUGGCGCCCGCCCUGCGCGAGCUCACGCCGCUCGCGCGCGCCCUACGCCUCGCCUGGAGCUCCGACGUCAACUCUAAACAGGACUCGUACUCGGUCUCGUGGCGCCUGCUCGACGGCGGCGCGGCGGCGGCGGGCGCGGUGGGCGCGGCGCGCGGCGGCUCGCUGGCCACGGCGGAGGCGGCGGCCACGGUGGCGGGGCUGCUGCCGGGCGCGCUGUACGAGCUGUCCCUGCGCGCGCACAGCCACGGCCAGCCCUCCGAGCCGCACGUCACCGUGCGCGCCGUGCGCCCGCUGCCCCCGGUGUCGAUGUCCGUGGAGCGCGUGUCGUCCAACUCGGCGGUGGUGCGCUGGCGCGGGCCGGCGGGCUCGGCGCUGGGCCAGUUCGUGCUGCGCUACCGGACGCAGGGCGACGCCGCCUGGACCCGUCUGCCGCCGCUGUCGCCCAACGACACUGAGGCCGAGAUAGUGGACAUGACCCACGGCGAACGCUACACGAUCCAGCUGGACACGGCGAGCCUGGCGGUGGCGGGCGAGCGGCAGGAGUCGGGCGCGCCGCUGGGCCGCGACCACACCGUGCGGCCCAACCCCGUGUCCGACGUGGCCAGUCUGGUUGACGCCAGGAACAUGACGCUCGAGUGGCCACGACCCAAGGGUCGCGUAGAGUGGUACUCGGUGCGGUGGUGGGCGCGCGACCCGGCGGAGGGCGGCGGCGAGGGCGCGCGCAACCUCACGGCGGCGGAGGGCGCGGCGGAGGGCGCGGGGGCGGGCGAGGGCGGGGCGGAGGGCGGGCGCGGCACCGUGCGCGCGCUCAUCCCCGGCCUCGCCUCGGGCGUGGGCUACACGGUCGCCAUCGCCGCGCACUCGUACAACCUCACCUCCGAUAUAUUCACCAUGGACACAAGAACACGUCCAUUGAUUCAAUCUGAAAUGACGAUCGUGACGGAGUCAGACGACAGCGAGGACAACUCGACACUGCCCGCCUUCUUGGUGGUGUACACUCGCACGCCGGCGUCAGCCACCGUGUUCGACAGCUACCGCUUCCGGCUCGAGGGCGAGGCGGAGGCGCCGCGGUGGGAGUCCCGCGCCGCCGCCGCGCCCGGCCAGCAGCUGCUGCUGCGCGGGCUGCUGCCCGGCCGCCUGUACAACGUCACCAUGUGGACCGUCAGCCACAAUGUCACGAGCCAGCCCGUGCAGAGGCAGGCACGGCUCUUCCCCCGUCCGAUCCCGUGGCUGAACGCGUCGUGGGUGGGCGCGCGCGAGAUCGCGCUGGCGUGGGGCGCCCCCUGGGGCUCGUACAGCGACUUCCUGGUGCAGUGGCUGGAGCGGCCCGACCGCCUGGCGUCCCGCGCCGCGCCCGCGCCGCGCCUCGCCGUCGCCGGCUUGACUCCGCACACCAACUACACCUUCACUGUGCAGGUGCGCGCGGGCACGCCGGCCACGCUGCUGACCACGUCCAGCGCCAAGUCCGCCACCUUCACCACGGCCGAGGCGCCGCCCGGGCAGCUGCAGAAGUUCCAGCCUCUAGACUCGAAGCCGACGUCGAUGACGUUCGGCUGGCGGCUGCCGGCGAGCGAGCACAACGGCGUGCUGCGGCGCUUCGUCAUCCAGUACGGGCCCCAGGGCGCGCCGCCCUCCGCGCUGCUCACGGCAGAGUUCCCACCCGACGCUCGUUCCGGCACAGUGUCCGGGCUGACCGCCGGGGAAGCCUACUCGUUCGCGGCGUGGGCGGAGUCGGGGGCGGGGGCGGGCGCGGCGGCGCGCUGGUCGGAGCGCAUGGCCAUCGCCGCGCCGCCGCGCCCGCCCGCCUCCGCCGUGCCCAGCGAGCUCAGGCGGACCAGCACCACCGUGGUGGUCCGGUUCCGCUCGGACUACUUCUCGGCGGCGAACGGCAACGUGACCGCCUACACGCUGGUGGUGAGCGAGGAGCCCAGCAACAGCAGCGCGGCGCGGCUGCCGUCCUGGCGGGACGUGGCGCGCCUGCCGCUGUGGCCGCCCUACCAGGUGACAGAGCCAUACUACCCGUUCCACUCGUCAGCUGUAGAAGAGUUCACGAUCGGCUCGGAGCGCUGCGGCGACGGCGGCCGCGCCUACUGCAACGGGCCGCUCAAGCCCAACACCAAGUAUUAUGUGAAGCUGAGGGCCUACACCGCGCCAGACAAGUUCACGGAUACGGCUUACACCGUGCUUUAUACUGACGCGGACAACACGGCGUGGAUCAUAGGCGGAUGCGUGGCGGCGGCGCUGCUGGCGGGGGCGGGCGGCGCGGCGCUGCUGGCGCGGCGGCGGCGGGGCGCGGGGGCGGCGGGGGCGGGGGGCGGCGCGCCCGCCCCGCGCGCCUCGCGCCCCGUGCGCGUGCAGGAUUUCAUAGACCACUAUAGACUCAUGUCCGCUGAUAGCGACUUCAGGUUCAGCGAGGAGUUCGAGGAGCUGAAGCACGUGGGGCGCGAGCAGCCGUCCACCGCCGCCGACCUGCCCUGCAACCGCCCCAAGAACCGCUUCACCAACAUCCUGCCCUACGACCACUCGCGCUACAAGCUGCAGCCCGUGGACGACGAGGAGGGCUCGGACUACAUAAACGCGAACUUCGUCCCCGGCUUCAGCUCCCCGCGCGAGUUCAUCGUGACGCAGGGCCCGCUGCACUGCACGAGGGACGACUUCUGGCGCAUGUGCUGGGAGUCCGGCACGCGGGCCAUCGUCAUGCUCACACGAUGUGUUGAGAAGGGUCGUGAGAAGUGCGACCGCUACUGGCCGUACGACACGCGGCCGGUGUACUACGGCGACAUCGCGGUCACGGCGCUCAACGAGUCGCGCUACCCGGACUGGACCGUCACCGAGCUGGGUGCAUCCCGCGGCUCGGAGCAGCGCGUGCUGCUCCACUUCCACUUCACGACGUGGCCGGACUUCGGCGUGCCGUCGCCGCCCACCACGCUGGCGCGGUUCGUGCGAGCCUUCCGGGACCGGGUGCCGCCCGCCCCAGCGCCCGCGCCUGUUGUAGUCCACUGUUCCGCCGGGGUGGGGCGCUCGGGGACCUUCAUAGCGCUGGACCGCGCGCUGCAGCAGCUGGCGGCGCGGCACGACGCGCUCGACGUGUUCGGCAUCGUGCACCAGAUGAGGAGGGAGCGAGUGUGGAUGGUGCAGACGGAGCAGCAGUACAUCUGCAUCCACCAGUGCCUGGUGGCCGUGCUGGAGGGGCAGGAGCUGGCGCAGCCGCCGCCCAACAACCACCACCUCAACCAGGCCUACGAAGACGACGAGGGCAUCGCGGAGUCGGGCAUGUGAGCCCCUCCCCGCCCCACCCCACCCUGCCCCCCGGGUCUCGGGGACUAUCAGCUGCUCGCUGACCCCCCGCCAGCACUCCAUGGACGCUACACGAUAUAUUGUUAUUAUUUCCUUAUUUUUUACUUCGUCUUUGUACAAUCUUAAUUAGUGAUACUAACAUAUUUUUGUAUAAAAUAUAUAUUUUUAUUCGUUAAGGGAAGAAACGGACCAAUCAUGUAAUGAAGUUGUACAUAGUGCGUGACUGUACACAGUACGUCACGUGACAAGUGGCUAGUUGGAGAAGGCGGUGCUCCGCAGUAAUUAUAUUUAUGUCG